AUGAAUACAUUUCAUCCUCCUCCUCCUCCUCCUCUUCUUCUUCUACUUUUUCUUUUACCUCUUCUUCUUUUUCUCCCUCUUCUUCUUCUUCUUCUUCUUCUUCUACCCCUAUUCUUCUUUUUCUCCCUCCCCUUCUUCUUCUUCUUCUACUACCCCCUCUUCUUCUUUUUCUCCCCCUUCUUCUUCUUCUUCUACUCUCUCUUCUUCUUCUUCUCUCCUCCCUUUCUUCUUCUUUUUUUUUCUUCCCCUCUUCUUCUUCUUCCCUCCCUCCUUCUUCUUCUUUUUUUUCUACCCUCUUCUUCUUCUUCUUCUCCCUCCCUUCUUCUUCUUUUUCUUUUACCCCCUCUUCUUCUUCUUCUCCUCCCUUUCUUCUUAUUCUUUUUCUUCUACCCCCUCUUCUUCUUCUCCGCCCUCCCCUUCUUUUUCUUCUCCUCCCCUCCCCUUCUUAUUCUUCUUCUUCUUCUACCCCCUCUUCUUCUUUUUCUCCCCCUCGACCUCUUCUUCUUCUUCUCUCCAGCUAUGGAUUAA
Molecule: messenger RNA, 528 nt
Organism: Acanthosepion pharaonis
Lineage: Eukaryota; Metazoa; Mollusca; Cephalopoda; Sepiida; Sepiidae
Source: the annotation of a GenBank genome assembly